AUGGAAGAACAGCCCUUACGUAAAAAGGAUACAAUUUUAGAAUCUUCCCAACCAACUUCAGAAAACCAAGCCAACAGUCCAAGUGAUAAAGUUGAGAUUUUUCAUGUAAUAGCUGAAGAUUAUUUUGAUGAAAAAUUGUCAAAGAAGAUGAGGCUUCAUGG
Racocetra persica is the source of this 161-nucleotide messenger RNA. Lineage: Eukaryota; Fungi; Glomeromycota; Glomeromycetes; Diversisporales; Gigasporaceae. The record is from the annotation of a GenBank genome assembly.